Tricharina praecox is the source of this 505-nucleotide messenger RNA. RefSeq lists its product as uncharacterized. Bases 136 to 393 code for a protein of 85 amino acids. Lineage: Eukaryota; Fungi; Ascomycota; Pezizomycetes; Pezizales; Pyronemataceae. The record is from RefSeq and is a predicted model, not a curated record. The transcript is spliced from 3 exons.
CACCUACUGCCAGAAGAAGUCGGCAGUAAUAUAAGAGAACACAUGUCAGACCCCCCGCGCUAUCGUCGUACGCCGAUCGCUUUGACGACCUAAGCCGACCUUCGGCUUCCAUUGGGACGAUACCCGCUACAGUUCAUGGGGUUUUCGUUGACUGUCUCGGUCCAACAUUGCGUCUCGUUAUGUCUCGGUGUACGAUUGCGUCUGGUUAUCGCUCCGUCCACAUUGCCGAUCAAUAUGGAUCCGUCCAUCAUUGUUUUUCGUUGUGGCUCGGUCCACAAUUGCCGAUCACUAUGGAUCACUCCAUCAUUGUUUUUUGUUUUGGCUCGGUCUAGUUUUGCUGUAUUUGAACCAUCGUCUCACGUUUCCAAAUUUAUUGUAUACUGCGGGCAUUGAGAAAGUAGUUAAUGCCGGUAGAGCCGGAACCGAAUUGGCGAGAAUGCGAGAUGAAGUCCCUCCAGACAACCGGCCGUGACGACAUCGCCAUCCGAGUAAUUCAAGGAUUCUU